AUGCCUGCUAUCUACGAUAAACUCGCCCAACGGGCCAUCGAGGAGGUGCCCCAUCUCGCCAAGCGCAGCCUGUCGGUCAACCACACGCAGUCGGUGACGCUGGGGGUCAUGGCGGUCUAUGUUGUGGUGAUUGCGUUGCUGUGGAAUCUGCCCUACGUUCGCUGGUCGCUAUGGCCGUUCAAGAUGCUGGUCAUCGCCUUCCAUGAAUUCGGCCAUGCCAUUACCGCAUGUUGCACCGGAGGCCGAGUCAAAUCCAUCACUCUCGAUCCGCAUGAAGGAGGUGCCACCACCAUGCAAGGCGGAAUCAGCGCCAUCACUCUUCCAGCGGGAUAUCUUGGAUCGUCGAUUAUCGGCGCUCUCUUGAUUUUUGCGGGCUUUGACAUUGUCGCCAGCAAGAUCGCCAGUAUUGUUCUCGGUGUUUGCUUCCUGCUUACCCUCUGGUGGGCCCGCAGGGACUGGCUGACUAUCAUGACCGUCCUUCUUGCGGUUGGAUUGCUGGUCGCUUGUUGGUUUAUUGCCCAUGGAGAGGCGUUGCGAUGGGUGGUGCUCUUUAUUGGUGUCAUGUCCGCUCUCUACAGUGUUUGGGAUAUUUGCGACGAUCUCAUUCUCCGCAAAGUCAACACAUCCGACGCCAGCGUCUUCGCCCAGAAGUACGGCGGAUCCUCUCAGUGCUGGGGCGUCAUCUGGUCCUUCAUCUCGCUCGCCUUUAUGGCGAUCGGCAUCAUCGGUGGAAUCGCAGCAUUCCCCGAAUCAUUCAGCCAGCAGGAGAAGGAUUCGCAGAAUUUUAUCCCGACUCGCCGAAUGUGGUGA
Molecule: messenger RNA, 810 nt
Organism: Aspergillus wentii DTO 134E9
Lineage: Eukaryota; Fungi; Ascomycota; Eurotiomycetes; Eurotiales; Aspergillaceae
Product: M50 family metallopeptidase
Exons: 3
Coding region: 1-810 (269 amino acids)
Source: RefSeq, a predicted model, not a curated record